Molecule: messenger RNA, 1065 nt
Organism: Galendromus occidentalis (western predatory mite)
Lineage: Eukaryota; Metazoa; Arthropoda; Arachnida; Mesostigmata; Phytoseiidae
Gene: Galphao
Product: G protein alpha o subunit
Exons: 7
Coding region: 1-1065 (354 amino acids)
Biological process (GO): adenylate cyclase-modulating G protein-coupled receptor signaling pathway
Cellular component (GO): cytoplasm; heterotrimeric G-protein complex
Molecular function (GO): GTP binding; G protein-coupled receptor binding; G-protein beta/gamma-subunit complex binding
Source: RefSeq, a predicted model, not a curated record
AUGGGCUGCGCAAUGUCAGCAGAGGAGCGGGCCGCCCUGGCCCGUUCGAAGCAGAUCGAGAAGAAUCUCAAAGAAGACGGCAUUCAGGCUGCAAAGGAUAUCAAACUACUCCUCUUGGGAGCCGGAGAAUCCGGAAAAAGUACCAUCGUUAAACAGAUGAAAAUUAUCCACGACAGCGGAUUCACUCCUGAGGACUUCAAACAGUACAAGCCUGUAGUCUACUCCAACACCAUCCAGUCAAUGGUGGCCAUUUUGCGGGCGAUGCCUUCUCUAAGUAAAUCUUUCACGUCCUACGAGCGAGACGCAGAUGCGAAAAUGGUAUUCGACGUGGUCUCGCGGAUGGAGGAUACCGAGCCAUUCAGUGAAGACUUGCUCGCGGCCAUGAAGCGACUCUGGGUAGACCAAGGCGUUUUGGAGUGCUACGAACGAAACAAUGAGUACCAGCUCAAUGACAGCGCCAAAUAUUUCCUUGAUGAUCUCGAUCGGCUAGGCAAAAAAGACUACAUGCCGUCGGAACAGGAUAUCCUUCGUACGAGAGUCAAAACAACUGGUAUCGUCGAGGUUCAUUUCUCGUUCAAAAACCUCAAUUUCAAACUGUUUGACGUCGGUGGACAACGGUCAGAGCGGAAAAAGUGGAUUCACUGCUUUGAAGACGUAACGGCCAUAAUAUUCUGUGUAGCCAUGAGUGAAUACGAUCAAGUCCUCCACGAAGACGAGACAACGAAUCGGAUGCAAGAGUCACUGAAGCUGUUCGAUUCGAUCUGCAACAACAAGUGGUUCACAGAUACCUCUAUUAUCCUGUUCCUCAACAAAAAGGAUCUCUUCGAGGAAAAGAUCAAGCGGAGUCCGCUGACAAUUUGCUUCCCAGAAUACACGGGGGCGCAAGAAUACGGUGAGGCGGCUGCAUACAUUCAAGCCCAGUUCGAAGCGAAAAACAAGUCAACCAUGAAAGAGAUCUAUUGCCAUAUGACCUGCGCCACUGAUACAACCAACAUUCAAUUCGUGUUCGACGCUGUUACGGAUGUCAUCAUUGCGAACAACUUACGUGGAUGCGGCCUCUAUUAA